Solanum dulcamara is the source of this 936-nucleotide messenger RNA. RefSeq lists its product as uncharacterized. The record is from RefSeq and is a predicted model, not a curated record. The coding region runs from base 1 to 888 and encodes 295 amino acids. NCBI's taxonomy places the organism in Eukaryota, Viridiplantae, Streptophyta, Magnoliopsida, Solanales, Solanaceae. The transcript has a single exon.
AUGGAUGUACAGUGUGAUUACUGCAAGUUGAAAGGUCACCUAAAAGUGGAUUGCUACAAAUUGCAUGGCUAUCCUCCAGAUUACAAAUUUAGAAGAAAACCAAAUGGUCCCAAUUCCAUUCACACACGUGAUGGAGAUAUUAGAAACAAUGGCUACCAAGUGAUGAGAGAUGAAACUAGAGGAAGAGUAUACAAUGUGAAUGAAGAAGCUCCCAAAUUGCCUGGGGGAAUCAGAGAGAAAAUGCCUGAUAAUGAGGCUUACAGAAGAACAGUCGUACCUCAUGAUUCUGAGGGUAACUAUAAUCAGUUAAUGAAGCUGUUGGAGGAUCCUUAUCGAUACAAUCGAUUGAUGCAAUUUCUAGACAAGGAACAUCAAGGGGAAACCUCUUCAGCAAAUAUGGGGAAGUUGUCGAAUGCAGAGUCUCCUAAUAUGGAAGGUAAUAUUCUAGCAUCCAAUGUGAGUAUGAUUAAGGAAUCAGGUAAUGUAUCAGCAUCUUGUGUAGAAGGUAAAAGGGAAGAAUGGAUAAUAGACAGUGGAGCUACGAAUCAUAUGACAUCUAACAAACAGAUGUUACAGGAAGAACAUGCUAUUGUUACUGAUAAACAGGUGUACCUACCUAAUGGUGAGGUGGUAAGUGUAACUCAUACUGGAGAUUGUGAAAUAAUUGAUGGCCACACUAUAAGUAAUGUGCUAUACAUACCUGACUUUAGAUAUAAUCUAUUAUCAGUCUCCAAGAUUACCAAGGAGUUGAGCUGUUCCGUCAAUUUUUUCCCUGAAUUUUGUAUAUUCCAGGACCUCUCAAGUGGGAAGGUGUUGGAGAUUGGUAGAGAGAAGGAAGGCCUUUAUUUGUUGAAGCACAGGAUAAGAAAACCACAAGACAAGCAAUAACUGCUAAGAGGGUUGAUUGCUACAAAGAAUAACAUAGACAUCAUGUUA